Messenger RNA from Tripterygium wilfordii, 1639 nucleotides. RefSeq names its product zinc finger CCCH domain-containing protein 23-like. Bases 16 to 1233 code for a protein of 405 amino acids. The transcript has a single exon. NCBI's taxonomy places the organism in Eukaryota, Viridiplantae, Streptophyta, Magnoliopsida, Celastrales, Celastraceae. Gene Ontology annotation, molecular function: metal ion binding. The record is from RefSeq and is a predicted model, not a curated record.
AUAUUAAACCUAACUAUGGUUAAGUUGGAUCCAACCACGGUUAAACCUAGCAGUAUAAAAUUUCAGAGAGACCUCUUCACUGACUCGCAACGUCCAAAGAUGAUGAUCGGAGAACCCACUCGCCGCAAUCCCACCGUCCAAAUACCGCAGUGGGACCCCUAUGAUGAUCCGAUGGUCACCAUUACCGCCCCCUUCUCCGUCGCUGAUAUUGACGGCAAUGCCAAUGGUGGCGUUCCUGAUUAUUCUCAUUCGCCUCGCCUUGACAUGUUAACGGCCCUGCACCGUUACCUGCCGUCCAACGAGUUUGUCGACUCAGACCCACUGAGUGAUGAAUCUGAUUUCCCUGUCGAUGCCUUCUCGUGCGAUCAUUUCCGUAUGUACGAGUUCAAGGUCAGGAGGUGCGCACGUGGAAGGUCACAUGACUGGACUGAAUGCCCAUUCGCUCAUCCCGGAGAGAAGGCUCGCCGGAGGGAUCCUCGCCGGUACCACUAUUCCGGUACGGCAUGUGCCGAGUUCCGGAAAGGUGGUUGUAAGAAGGGUGAUUCGUGCGAGUUCGCUCACGGCGUUUUUGAGUGCUGGCUUCACCCUGCCCGGUACCGGACUCAGCCUUGCAAGGACGGGAUGGGUUGCCGUAGACGUGUAUGCUUUUUUGCCCACUCGCCUGAACAGCUUCGUGUUCUUCCUCAGCAGAGUCCGAGAAUGAACGAGGCCGGGUCGGAUGAUUUAGAUUUUGAUUCGCCGAUGCGACACCGUAUUGACUCAUACCUGAAGGCCGGAUCAUUCAUUUCAUCGCCUACUUCAAUCCUGGCAUCACCACCUGUGUCUCCGCCUUCGGAUUCGCCUCCAAUGUCUCCGAAUAGUCCUCCACUUACUGUUGGUUCUUUCAACUCUGUCAGUGAUCUCGUCGUGUCAAUGCGCGGAUUGCAGUUGGGGAAAGCCAGGAUGGGCUUGCGUGGAUCAGGAUUCGUUUCUCCCCGCGGAUCAAUGCUUCGACCUGGGUUCUGCAGCCUGCCUUCCACUCCGACCAUGGUGGUGCCUCGGUCUGGAACAAAUCAAUUGGAUCAAUGGGACACUGCUUGUGGAGAGGAGCCUGCAAUGGAGAGGGUCGAGUCUGGUAGGGGUCUCCGGGCGAAGAUGUUCGCCAAACUGAGCAAGGAGAACUCUCUGGGUCCGGUUGAAAAUGGUCAAUCGACAGCUCCGGAUGUUGGUUGGGUCUCCGAACUGGUUAAGUGAAGGCCAAGCUGAGGCUGUACUCAGCUUCUUUUUAUUAUAUUCCGCUGUUUUUGGCUAACGGGGAUUGAUUUCGGUUGCCUUUGAUUAUUCUCUGACAUGUAAAUAUGAAGUUGGAUCUGAUAAUCUCAUGUACCCUCUGUAAAUACAAGUCUGGUGGGGAGAGCUCAAGAAUCUCUAUUUUGUGGUUUUCAUUAUUUUGACUUGCUGAAGAAGAUGAUCACGAAGUGUGACUUUUGUAUAGUCAUGAAAGAUUUGUUAGGGGCUGCCGAAGCAUGUUUUGCUUCAUUUUGUCUCUGAAUCUUAUUUCUUUGUUGGAUUCUAUGUUUAAUUAUCUCGGAAAAUUUCAUCCCUGUAAGUUAUAUGUUUAUGUAUAAGAAGAUCCUCUGUUGAUUUCUUUUCUGUGUAA